Molecule: messenger RNA, 1260 nt
Organism: Trichoderma reesei QM6a
Lineage: Eukaryota; Fungi; Ascomycota; Sordariomycetes; Hypocreales; Hypocreaceae
Exons: 2
Biological process (GO): peptidyl-serine phosphorylation; peptidyl-threonine phosphorylation
Molecular function (GO): protein serine/threonine kinase activity; ATP binding
Source: RefSeq, a predicted model, not a curated record
AUGCUCAACAUUUACGAACGGGGCGAGAUCAUCGACUACAACGAUGUCUACUUCUGCGGCACUCAGAAUGCCAACAAGGUCGUGGGCGACUUGUCAUCGGACGCCCCGAACUUUGGCUACGACGAUGAGCGCGGAGAUUAUUCGAUUGUGAUUGGCGACCACCUUGCGUAUCGGUACGAAGUCAUCGAUGUCCUCGGAAAGGGAAGCUUUGGCCAGGUCGUUCGCUGCAUCGACCACAAGCUAGGAGUUCUCGUUGCCGUCAAAAUCAUCAGAAACAAGAAACGAUUCCAUCAGCAAGCUCUUGUUGAGGUUAAUAUUCUGCAAAAGCUGCGCGAGUGGGAUCCUCAUAACAAGCACAGCAUGGUCAACUUUACCCAGAGCUUCUACUUCCGUGGCCAUCUUUGCAUUUCCACGGAACUUUUGGACAUGAACCUCUAUGAGUUCAUCAAGGCUCACUCUUUCAGAGGAUUCUCUCUGCGGAUUAUCCGGCGCUUCACCAAGCAGAUUCUCAGCUCUCUGAUCAUCCUGAAGCAGAAGAAGGUCAUCCACUGCGAUCUUAAGCCGGAGAACAUUCUGCUGCGCCACCCUCUUCACGCCGAAAUCAAGGUCAUUGACUUUGGUUCCAGCUGUUUCGAGAGCGAAAAGGUCUACACGUAUAUCCAAUCGCGCUUCUACCGGUCACCCGAGGUGAUUCUGGGCAUGACUUAUGGCCUGCCGAUUGACAUGUGGAGUGUGGGCUGCAUCCUCGCCGAGUUGUACACUGGUGUCCCAAUCUUCCCUGGUGAAAACGAGCAGGAGCAGCUAGCCUGCAUCAUGGAGGUCUUCGGCCCCCCUGAGAAACACCUCAUUGAGAAGAGCACGCGGAAGAAGCUCUUCUUCGACUCCAUGGGCAAGCCCCGACUGACAGUCUCGUCCAAGGGUCGCAGACGACGCCCCUCGUCCAAGACUCUCCAGCAGGUGCUCAAGUGCGACGACGAAGCGUUCCUUGAUUUUGUCGCGCGGUGUCUCAGAUGGGACCCUGACCGGCGACUGAAACCUGAGGAUGCUGUGCGGCAUGAGUUCAUCACGGGAGUCAAGACGCCCACCCCUAUUGCCCGCUUGCCAAUGCGGGAGUCAUCCCCCGUGAAGCGUCACAACACGAUAUCCGUGUCUCGUCCUCUGCCCGAUCCGCCUGGCACCUCGAGCAAGCCCGGCUUGGGCGCCAGCCCCGGCAAGGCGGUCCACGGCUCCAUGCGUAGAGCGUCUGGAGCUACGGGCGCC